Molecule: messenger RNA, 297 nt
Organism: Hydatigera taeniaeformis
Lineage: Eukaryota; Metazoa; Platyhelminthes; Cestoda; Cyclophyllidea; Taeniidae
Source: the annotation of a GenBank genome assembly
AUGACUCGCAUGAUCAAUGAGUGGCUGAAUGAACGAAAGAACCACUCUAUCCACCCAUACCAAUUCACUUGCCUUUCUACGAUCAUGAAGAAAAUGUAUUCCGACUUUGAACUGCAGGGGAUUUCUCCAGACGCAUUGGACACUAUGAUGUACAAAAAUAUCUCCCAACGGUUGCAGGUAAUGCAAUCAAACUCCAAUGCAAGUCCGACUCGGUCCAUUCUGGGCACCAUAACCGGUGGCAUCAGCGGUCUCUCCAGCAGUAUUCAUAAGCCCAGUUUUCUCAGUCGAAUCGGUUGA